UAUGUCAUGGUAUGCAACUAUUAGAGGAUGAGGUGAAGGUCUCAGUGGAUGAAAUGAUCAUGCCAGAUGCCUCGGUUCCACUGUCCACGGAAGAGAUUUUCACUGUGGAACAAGCAUAUAAGUCGUUUAUCACUUGGCCUAAAUUUUUGGUUAAACCAGUUUCUGACCCCUCGACGCAGGAACAACAGAAGAUUCCUCUAUCUGAGGAUGACCCUCUUUCUUCAUUGCAUCUACUUGCUGACAUCCUUGAUGAUAAGCCUUUGGAGGUUCAGUAUGAUGCUAAUGUAUUUGGGCAUGGCUCUGAGGUCCCAAUAUACCUUAAUAGCAAAGAUGUCCGUGAGCUUGCGUCGGGAACACAAGAGUUGAAUAUUUCAAUUAUUCAACUAUGGACGAUGUAUAUGUCUGGGGUCACUAAUAAGUUGGGGCGUUCUGAUGAUUAUGGAUUCAUUGAUCCCCAAGACAUUCAUGAAUCAAAUGAUUUUGAUCAUAUCAACAUGAGAAUGAUAAGCAGUUUUCGAAGGGGCAAGAAAAUAUACUUUUUGCCUUAUAUAUCCGGGCGCCAUUGGCAACUUCUUGUUAUGUCUGUGCAAGACAACUAUGCUUUGUGGUUCUGCUCAUUGCACAGGCCUCCUCCCACACAACUCAGACAAGCAAUUGAUUGGUAA
This is a messenger RNA of Vigna angularis (adzuki bean), 665 nucleotides long. RefSeq lists its product as uncharacterized. Lineage: Eukaryota; Viridiplantae; Streptophyta; Magnoliopsida; Fabales; Fabaceae. The coding region runs from base 12 to 665 and encodes 217 amino acids. The record is from RefSeq and is a predicted model, not a curated record. The transcript is spliced from 4 exons.